Molecule: messenger RNA, 1115 nt
Organism: Dermacentor silvarum
Lineage: Eukaryota; Metazoa; Arthropoda; Arachnida; Ixodida; Ixodidae
Gene: sel
Product: protein canopy homolog 2-like
Exons: 5
Coding region: 125-679 (184 amino acids)
Cellular component (GO): endoplasmic reticulum
Source: RefSeq, a predicted model, not a curated record
AUUUUGCUGUCGCCGGCAAAGUGGUUGGCGCGGUUGGCUGCGCGAAGUACACGUGUAAUAAGCGUACUAAGCACAUUCUUUUUUUUUACCCCGUUGGCUACGCACGCUUCAAGUUAGCCUCCAAAUGCAGUGCCUCAAUACUCUAUCCUUGCAAAUUCUUGUUAUCGGUACCUUUUGCUGUAUAGCAUUAUGUGAGCCGAGUGUGCAGGAGCUGAAGUGUCAAGUGUGCAAAGCACUAGUGAAAGAGUCCGUUGAAGCUAUUGCAAAAGUUGACCCCAAAAAGAAGAUACCUGUCGGAAGCUUUAGACUGCAAGCCGAUGGAACUCAGAAGCAGAAAACGAUUCCCUAUGCUGGCUCCGAGGCGCACAUGCACGACGUCCUCGAUGAGGUGUGCAACCAGAUGGACAAUUACGCGCAGGCAACGCACAAGGAGAAUGGAGAGCUAAUCCUUGUUAACCUUAGCAAGGAGGUUGACAAGCUAAGCACUUACCAAGUUGUUGCUGAUCCCACUGCUAACGGAAAAAUUAAGCAACUGUGUGAAGAUAUGAUUGGGGAGUAUGAAGAUGAUUACAUGCGAGUUUUCUCAAAGCACAAGAUAAGGGUGGAGCCCCAAGCCUUCAGGUUGCUUUGUGAAAACAACAAAGAAAUCUGUGGAGAAAAGGCCAAGGAAGAAUUGUAGCCGCCAUUCUCCACUUCAAUGUCACUUCUGCGUACGCAGCCUUACCCGAUGAUUGAAUUUUUUUUCUUGUGAAAAGGCCUACCCAAGUCUGUCAAGGGUGCUGACAUCGCAUUCCUAUUUAUUUGGCACUGUGUGCCAGCGUUCAUUUCGUUGUGUGAUAUCGUGUUACGUUAUGACGGUUAUGACAUAACCCCGUACGAUCCUGACGGUUAAACCGUACAGUGUAGCUGAAGGCACAUUUCACAUUUAUUUUGUGGGGGUGGGGUGCACUCAACGUUUUGAAAUUCGUGUAUACUCCAGCCGAUGUGCGAAACUUUUGGAAGCAUGUAAUUGCUCAAAAUAUGUUACUGCUCUAUGCAAUAAAGAAUGCAUGUGAGAAAAAAAAGGCAUUCACAUGCAACUGCAUCUUUAUGUGAUGGAACUGCAUCUAAUGGAA